Punica granatum (pomegranate) is the source of this 2165-nucleotide messenger RNA. The record is from RefSeq and is a predicted model, not a curated record. Lineage: Eukaryota; Viridiplantae; Streptophyta; Magnoliopsida; Myrtales; Lythraceae.
CUGCACCAGUCCUCAGUACACAGAAACUACCAAAAAAAAAAAAAAAACACAUUCCAACCAUUGAUUGGUGAUGAGAUUCAUGAUGGCUUGAUAAGAUGAUUGUGAGUGAACAUUGUGAACUGAAACAUCAGAAGAAGGAAAGGAAACGGCAGCUCUCCAAUGGCUAUACAAUGUAUACAACAGCACUUCAUGAAGUGUAGUGUUUCAUGAUCAUCCGGGCUAGCUUCUUUGUUGUUGCUUCCGUCGCAGCUCUUGCACUCUCGAGCAUAAGCAUUCGAUCUCCAAGAAGACCAAAAUCAAUGGUCGAUGGAGGCAAUGGAAGUUCGAGCCAUUGUGAGGAAGGAAGCGAAGAGAAGGAGAAACAGAAGGCAGAGAAUCGUAAACCUCUGGAUGAAGAAAUCCAAGAAGAGAAACAAGUCAAGAUCCUGAGUUUAACUAAGGAACUGAAGCGGAGGAAGAUAGAACUUGAGUGCAGAUUGUUUGAGCUGUAUGGCCUGAAAGAAGAGUAUUCCUACAUUGCCCACCUGAGGAAAGAGCUGACAGUCAAAACAGCUGAGACCGAUGGGCUUAAUCUCGCCAUUGAUUCCAUUCAGGCCGAAAACGAGAGACUCAAGGACGACAUCAGAGAGGUUUUCUUGGCGGAGAAGCAACUCGAGGCUGCGCAGAAGAGAGCCAAUGAAUUGGAAGAAAAGUUGGUUUUCAAUGCGAAUCGAUUGAAAGGUCAAUUGGAGAAGCUUGAAGGGCAAGUCUCUCGUUUCCAGAAGAGUUCGAAGAGAUGUGCUGAUGAUCCUGCAAUUGAGAAGAAGCUCAGCAAUUUUAGUCGGUUGGAGCUAGAGGUCUUGGAGAUGAGAAGGAAGAACAAGGAAUUAGAACUCGAAAAGCGGGAGCUUAUGAUAAUGUUAAACGCUACUCACUCCCGAACUUCGAAUCUUUCAAAAACUGCUGAGAGUGAAGUUAUGAGCAGGGUCGCAGCAGAGGCGAGCGCCUUAAGAAACUCGAACAAAGAAUUAUUGAAACAGGUUGAGAGGUUGCAGAAGCAAAGGUUCGGGAUGGUGGAAGAGCUCGUUUACCAGCGGUGGCUCAACUGUUGCCUGAGGUUUGAGGUUCACCAAAAAAACCUGAAAAGAGACUUCAAGAUGUACUGCCUUGGCGAGAACAACUCAAGCCUGCAAUUGGGAGACGGCUCUACUUCUUCUCAGACGUCAGGCUCGGAUAAUACUUUCAUUCCGAAUUCUUCGGGGCAGCCAGAGCAGCAUUUCUGAGAGGGCUAGUCUGGCUCACAAAGCAAAGAAAUGGGGUAGAAGCAAGAUCGAUUCAAACAAGAGCAGUAGACUCAUUCGGAGGUUUUCCACCUCGAAAUUGCCAUCGAAGAUAAUCACGCCGAAGAAGGGAGGAGACGCUGUGAAUGCAAAAAAGGUUGGUUCAGUUUUUACUGAUUCUCCAGAGAAGCCGAGGUUCCCGCGCCCGAGGAGAGUUUCAUUCAAUGCCAUUGUCAGGAAACUCGAACCGGAAUUUCAAGAAACAGUGAGCGAAGAAGAAAUGGAAUACGAGGAACCGGAUUUGGAUCAGACCGAGCAAGCUUCACUAACAUACCCUACUGAAAUCUUCUCAAGCGUUUUAAUUAACGGAAAACGGGAUGUAGUAGUACACCCUGCCAUCCCGAGUUAUCUGACCGAGAGUGUGAUCACCGAGAAAGAGGCCGAAACUAGCAGUGAAGCCGAGGACCUGGAUGCAAGAACUUCCAAUGGCUUCUCUGAUCAGAGCCAGAGGAGAUCCGAAGUCCACAUUGUCAAGUUGAUAGCAGCCUUCUCUGCUCUCGUCUUCGUAUUACUACUACUCUGUCUUCGACUCGUCGAUUUUCGGGGUUCGAGAGCUUAGCUUAUGUUCCCUCGAAAACAAAUUUCUCGUGAAGAAUGGUUUAAGUACUGACCAAGUAUCAUUACAAUGUCAUGUCUGGUUCGGACAUUUCGUCUACCUUAUUUAGUAAAAACAUGUAAUAACCUCUGUGCAAGAAUCUAGGCCCCGCCUCGAUUUCUCACCAUUCCAAGUGUUUGAUUUCGGACUCAAGCCAUUUAUUCUAAUUCGAGACCGAUCCGAUCCUCGGGGCCUCAGAAUGUCCAUUCAAUUGCUGGUGUUCGCUGAAUAACUGACUGAUCAUUAGCCUA